CUAUCGUCCAAUAGUGUUAGUUACCAUGCGCUUAUAAAUUGUCGUCAAUGUAGCCGAGACACUUCAGUCGACGUCAUCGAGCGAAAUCAACAUUAAUCAAAGCUGAAUACUGUCGGAGGUUUUUUCUUGCCGUUCGUUAAUAUCAAUCACGGGCUUUUCAAACCAUACCAUUAUAUAAAUCUAUACUGGAAUAAGUCAUGAGUUCGUACGAGGGCUUUUCUACCAAAGCUAUUCACGUUGGACAAAAUCCGCAACAAUGGAGUCAUUAUGCAUUGGUACCCCCCAUAGUGAUGUCUACUAAUUUUCAACAAAAUCCUUCUGAUCAUAGAAGUUUCCUAUAUGGCAGAAGUGACAAUCCUACACGCAAAGUAUUAGAAACUUGCCUGGCUGCUCUAGAAGGUGGCAAAUGCGCUGUCACUUAUUCUUCUGGUUUAGGAGCUACAACAGCAUUGACAAGUUUAUUAAAUUCAGGAGAUCAUCUUAUCGCUGGAGAUGAACUUUUCGGUGGAACCAGUAGUUAUUUUCGAACCGGCUUAACUAAAAACAAUAUAGAUCUUACUUUUGUAGACAUGACCGAGCCACAAAAUGUUAUUGAUGCUCUGAAACCAAAUACUAAGAUGAUAUGGUUAGAGUCGCCAACGAAUCCCACGCUAAAACUGAUUGACAUCAAAGCUAUCGUUGACAUUGUAAAGUCUCGCCAGUCAGACAUAAUAAUAAUUGUCGAUAACACAUUUUUGACGUGUUAUUACCAAAAACCCUUGGAGCUCGGAGUUGACAUAGUAAUGUAUUCCUUAACAAAGUAUAUGAAUGGCCAUUCAGAUGUUAUAAUGGGUGCAGGGAUUACACGCCGGGACGAUCUCGAGAAGAGAAUGCGAUAUUCUCAAAAUACAAUGGGAAUUAUCCCAUCACCCCAUGACUGCAGCAUGGUCAUUCGAAGUUUAAAAACGCUCGAAAUCAGGAUGGAACGGCAUAUGAAAAAUGGUCUGGCCAUAGCGAAAUUUUUGGAGAGCCAUUCUAAAGUGGAGAAAGUGCUCCAUCCAUUACUCCCUUCGCACCCGCAACAUAAACUCGCAAUUAAACAAUUAAAAGGUUACAGUGGAAUGGUAUCUUUCUACUUGAAAAGUGACCCAACGAAGUUCUUAAAGGCACUGAAAGUCUUCACUCAAGCCGGGUCGUUAGGGGGUCCCGACUCAUUGGUUGAAAUGCCCUUCUUCUUGUCGCACUCUUCUAUACCCGUGAAAAUACGACAUGCCUUAGGUAUCACUGAAAAUUUGAUUCGAGUGUCUGUUGGUCUUGAAACAGAGCAGGAUCUUAUAGCCGAUCUCCAACAAGCACUAGAUGCUUGCUAAUAAAGUUAUUUUAAAUAGCAACGUAACAUAACAAGGGUAUGUAACAAGGAAAUAUUUGCAUACAUUUUACAAUAUAAUUCAAAUUUAAAGAAAUUCAUAUGAAAGUUCCAUAUUAUUGCUUACUGCAAGAGUGAUGUAAAGGCAUAAUUACAACAAUAAAUACAUCUUCGAUACGAGCAAAGAGACUUUAUAUUUAUGAAAUAUUUUUAUAGUCGAUAAUUUCUUGCUAUUCAUAUGAGAAAUAUAUUUUGACACAUGUAAUCAUUUGUUCCAAUCUCUUUUCAGUAUUCUAGUUUUGAGACUGUUUCAAAAUAAUAAAUUCAGUUUCUAAAUAUAAAUAAUUUAAGUUUGAAAAAAUGCCAUUCAUUUAUUUAUAUUAGAAAUUAAGAGAUAAAAAACCAAAUUUUUCUAGUAGAAAUUGCAAAUAAAGUUAACACAACUGAUAUUUAAUCACUAUAGACGUAGAAUAUUCUCAGAAUUCUCAGAAAAUCAUGUGCUAUCUGGGGAUGUCUUAAAGAUGUCUUAUGAUCCGAUUUUGGACAUUGUGCUGUCUGGGUUUAUUACGAAUUACGGGUUUAUUAUACGUUUCGAAGCAUUUGCGUUAUCAAACAGAGCCUGUCCUAUGUUAACUGUUCCAUCAAUUUAUUCGAAACUUUUGUCAAUUGUAUGUGAAAAUAAAUAAUUUUCUAUAUUUUGUUUUU
Messenger RNA from Odontomachus brunneus, 2050 nucleotides. Its product is annotated as cystathionine gamma-lyase-like. The record is from RefSeq and is a predicted model, not a curated record. Gene Ontology annotation, biological process: transsulfuration. The coding region runs from base 198 to 1349 and encodes 383 amino acids. Gene Ontology annotation, molecular function: cystathionine gamma-lyase activity; pyridoxal phosphate binding. The transcript is spliced from 8 exons. Gene Ontology annotation, cellular component: cytoplasm. Lineage: Eukaryota; Metazoa; Arthropoda; Insecta; Hymenoptera; Formicidae.